GUUGGUUAUUCCAAAGUACUCGUUCAUAGACAAACAAUCAAUCCAUAUCGAACUGAAGGUGGAACUGGUGGUAAAGCAUAUAUAACCGUGAUGCUUUGUGGUUCAGCAACCGGUUUUCUUUUGCCACCUUUUAUCAUCUAUAAAUCAAAACGAUUAUUUCAAGAAUGGUGCACUGGAGGACCAACUGAUGCAGGUUAUAGCAAUUCAGAUAAUGGAUGGAUUGAUCAGCAACUCUUCUAUGAAUGGUUUGACCAAGUUUUUCUAAAACAUACCAAAGACUUACCACGUCCAUUGGUUUUAAUUGUCGAUGGUCAUGGAAGUCAUUUUAAAGUUGAAACACUUAAGUUAGCUGUAGAAAACCAAGUGAUCAUUCUAUGUCUUCCAAGUAAUGCCACUCACAUCUUACAGCCGUUGGAUCUUGUAUUUUUCAAUCCAUUGAAAAUUGAAUGGAGAAAAAUAUUGAAAGAUGAAUAUAAACGAACACAUGAUAAAACUAUCAACAAGGCUCGAUUUCCAACACUGUUAAAUCAGUUAUGGCAAACUGAUGCUAUUAAUCGGAAAACAAAUCUUAUUAAAUCGUUUAUGCGAGCUGGCGUAUUUCCAUUGAACAAACAAGCUAUAGAUGUGUCACGCAUCUUGAAAUCUAGUACGUCUAAUACUACAUCGUCUGCAACUACUGAUUUGCAUCAAAAUGAUAUAACAAAUACGACAUUGCCAUACAGCAGAACUCAACCAGUAGGAUUAUCUACAUUAUUAGUAUCUGGUCAUUCGAGUUCUACUCAUUUUUAUGCAUCUUCAUUUGCUACUUCUCAACGUGCAAUCUUAACUCUUAACCAAGUGCUUGAUGAUACAACAUUGAAUAAUAAUGAUUCUCGUGAUAAUAAUGAAGAUAAUAUGGUUCUUGACGAGGAUAUUGAUGGUUUUCAUGAUAAAAAUGACGAUGAUGAUGAUGAUGAUGACGAUGAUGAUAAUGACGACAACGAUCAUGAUGAUAGUGAUGAAAGUUACACUCCUGAGUCAUCAUCAAAAGCACUUGGAAAACGAAAAAGAUCACCAUCAGAAACAAUACGUAUUGAUACAAGUGAUGAUGAUGAUACUCAAGUGAGCACAUCAUACAGAAAAACAUCGAACUCCACCACAGCACAAACAUCCAGCAAAAAAUCCAAAGGAAACUCAAAAGAAUCUUCAUCGGAAUCCAUGGCAAAACGUAAACGAGUAGAAUUCAAAUUGAUUGGAUCCGAUAUUUCCGAUGAAGAAGAUAUAUUGCCUGAAAGAUCACAAGAUUCUCUAACGCCGAUCAAAGAUACACUUCAAACUUUAUUCGGUUCAUCUUCACAAGCACAAGAAACCGGUUCAACCAAACGUACAAUGCUCAAACGACACAAUGGAAAGAUUAUGACAGAAAAUGAUGUCAUUGAUCAACUUGAAGAACAACAACGAAAAAAAAAAGAAAAGAAACCACGUACUACCUAUAGGAAGACUAAUAGAAAAUAA
This is a messenger RNA of Adineta ricciae, 1494 nucleotides long. The record is from the annotation of a GenBank genome assembly. Lineage: Eukaryota; Metazoa; Rotifera; Eurotatoria; Adinetida; Adinetidae.